Molecule: messenger RNA, 1935 nt
Organism: Polistes canadensis
Lineage: Eukaryota; Metazoa; Arthropoda; Insecta; Hymenoptera; Vespidae
Gene: Shc
Product: SHC-transforming protein 1
Exons: 11
Coding region: 294-1622 (442 amino acids)
Biological process (GO): intracellular signal transduction; cell surface receptor protein tyrosine kinase signaling pathway
Cellular component (GO): plasma membrane
Molecular function (GO): receptor tyrosine kinase binding
Source: RefSeq, a predicted model, not a curated record
GAUUACACCAUAUGGCAACACUGGGUGUGAUCACUCAUUCAGAUUUAUAAAACGGUAGUGACAGUUGAAUUUUGUUACAUUUCUUUGACAGUUUAACAAAAUGACAUUUUACCAGUGCCUCUUAACAGUGCCUGUGUAUUCCCACAUCCACGUAAUUUAAUUAAAAUCAUUCAUUCUUAGAAUAAUAACGUCAGCAGAACUAUUAACAAUUUUUUUUAAGCAGUUACCUUGUACCAUUUGAAGUGUCAUCAAUGCACGAAGAACAUUCUAAAUAGCAACAGUACAGAUUGGGUAUGGCGACGGGUGGUAGUUUUAUAAGUAAACCAGCAAGGGGAUGGUUACAUCCCGAUCAUUUAGUAAGUAAGGAAGGGAUUACUUACAUGGUUAAAUAUAUAGGAUGUCUCGAAGUGUACACUUCUAUGAAGAGUUUAGAUUUUGAAACAAGAUCAUGUGUUGCUAAAGAAUGUAUAAAUAGAGUUUGUGAAGCCGUUGGAUUAAAAUCAGCAGAUAAAAAAAGAAGGGUUGACAGAAAGGUUUUAAGAGCAAUAGCCGAUAAGCCUCGUAUGGAACAUGCAGGUACUAGCAUCAACUUGACAAUUAGCAGUAGUAGUCUAUCUUUAACUAAUUUAGAAACGGGACAAGUUAUUGCGAAACAUGAUAUGCCACGUAUAUCUUUUGCUUCUGGCGGCGAUACAGAUAUAUUAGAUUUUGUUGCAUAUGUUGCCAAAGAUAUGCACGAAUGGCGUGCAUGUUAUGUUUUGGAAUGCGAUGGUGGAUUAGCGCAAGACGUUAUAUCUACAAUCGGUCAAGCAUUCGAAAUAAGAUUCAAAGAAUUUCUUACUAAACCAAAUUCGUUACACCCAGUAUUAAAUGGUAUGAGGGAAGCAGAUAGGGAUUAUUAUAAUGAUCUACCAGGAAAGGUGCCACCAGAUAUUGGUCCACCACCAGUACCGCCUUUACCCAAUACAGCAUCGACAUUACCAAAUUUGAAACAUCACUCUACACAAAACCAAGUAACACGAUGUAAUCCACAAAAUUCUGUAUUACAUGAUACUUGUCCUUCUAUUGAUAAUAAUAGACAACUUCAACAAUGGACGGAAACUGGAAAUUUAAUUGAUUUAAAUGCAGAUGGAACUACCUCAAGUUUUAAUGUAGUACAUGAACAUAAUUACAUGAAUGACAGUGUCAUACUUGCAAAUAGAGACAAUCACCGUGAAACUACAUCACUUUUUGAUGUUUUUGAUAUGCAACCAUUCAGUUCUGCUAUAUCAGAAAUGAGUAAACUAAGUCCACGUUCACAGAAAAAUCAGUUAAAGCAAGAAACGUGGUUUCAUGGUAGCGUCAGUCGUGCCGAAGCAGAGUCUAUGCUCAUGAGAGAUGGAGAUUUUCUAGUACGCGAAUCACAAGGUUCUCCAGGUCAAUAUGUUUUAACUGGUAUGAAUAAUAAUACACCGAAGCAUUUGUUACUGAUAGAUCCAGAAGGUGUUGUUCGCACAAAGGACCGUGUUUUUGAUAGCGUAAGUCAUUUAGUUAAUCAUCAUUGUGUCAAUUUGCUACCCAUAAUAUCAGCAGACAGUGUUUUAGUACUUCGCCAUCCCAUUCCUAGGCAAACGAAUUAUUGACUUUUUAUUUGCUUUUUAUAUAUCAUAUAACAGGGAUAACAAUCAAUAAUCCCAAAAUCAGUCAAUGCAAUGCUUAUUAUAUGAGGAGAAUGAUUUUCUAAGAAUGAAACAUCUAUCGAUUUUUCUUUGAAAUGAUUUAUCUCCGAUUUAUACUAGAUAAUUAAUAAUCACUCUAACCAUUGCGCGUAAGCAAUUUAUGCGUAAAGGUGGCUUGAUAAAUUCAGUGGCAUAUAAAAUAGUAUAAUAGGUAAUUAUAAAGAUUAUGUAAAAAAACAAGAAGAAAAAAAAGGAAAGAUCUGAUAUAUAUCAUUUG